Carica papaya (papaya) is the source of this 1280-nucleotide messenger RNA. It is a transcript of the gene GA2OX8, whose product is annotated as gibberellin 2-oxidase 8. Lineage: Eukaryota; Viridiplantae; Streptophyta; Magnoliopsida; Brassicales; Caricaceae. The record is from RefSeq and is a predicted model, not a curated record.
UAAAUUUUAUUAAACUUUGUGCGAACAUCACAUCACAAAAACACUUUGCUCUGUGGCUCCUGGCAGCUCUGGAAGCAUGAACGGAGAAGACGUGCCGCCAUUUCACGAGACGUACAAGUUCCUGUUCGAGAAAGAAGGUCCGACAAAGUGCAUCAAGGCGGCCAUGGUGGUGGAAGAGGAGCAGCUGCCGGUGAUCGAUCUGGGGAAGCUGUGGAACGGAGAGGGGGAGGAGUGCAAGGAGGAGAUAGCCCGAGCGUCGAGGGAAUGGGGAUUUUUCCAGGUAAUAAACCAUGGGAUUUCCAAGGAGAUUCUGGAGAAGAUGACGCGCGAACAGGUGAAGGUGUUUAAGCAGCCUUUCGAGAAGAAGAAAGGUAAAGAGUCUAGGAGUUACUUGAAUUUCUCAGCCGGCGCUUAUCGCUGGGGAACACCCACUGCCACCAGUCUCUGCGAUUUGUCUUGGUCGGAGGCUUUUCACAUUCCCAUGUUGGAUAUCUCUGAUUCUCCAACCCUCGACACUGCUCUCAGUUUAACAAUGGAGGAAUUUGCUACAAGAGUUGCGGAUCUGGCUCAGAAAAUAGCAGAAAUUUUAGCAGAGAAACUGGGUUGCAAGUCAAAUUUUUUCCAGGAAAAUUGCUUGCCAAGCACAUGCUAUCUACGAAUGAACCGUUACCUACCUUGUCCAAUGUCUCUCCAGGUAUUUGGACUGAUGCCGCAUACAGACACUGAUUUCCUCACAAUUUUGCAUCAAGAUCAAGUUGGAGGCCUGCAACUUGUCAAGGAUGGAAAAUGGAUAGCUGUUAAGCCUAAUCCCGACGGCCUAAUCGUCAACAUCGGCGACUUAUUUCAGGCGUGGAGCAAUGAUGUGUACAAGAGUGUGGAACAUCGUGUGGUGGCAAAUCCAUUUGUGGAAAGAUUCUCGACUGCUUAUUUCUUCUGCCCUUCAUUUGAGACUGUUGUGCAUAGCGACAGUGGUGAGGCAUCGGUUUACAGGAAGUUUAGCUUCGGAGAGUACAAGAAGCAGGUGGAAGUUGAUGUUAAAGAAUUAGGUCACAAAGUAGGCCUCCCUAGGUUUCUUGUAUGAGCAUGCAAUUGGGUGUGUGUUGGAUUAGAUAUCUAAGAAUGGAGCAUUUGAUUUAGUUAGGAUUAAACAAAUAUCCUAUCAGCUUUUAUAUGUGUCUACCGAAUUCUUUCUUUAGAUUUUGUGUUUUUUGGGCCUUUUUGAGUUCAAAUAAUUAAAGCCCAAACAAUAUUAAGGCAGCUAGUUUAAACCCAAUGCAUCA